Molecule: messenger RNA, 651 nt
Organism: Doryrhamphus excisus (bluestripe pipefish)
Lineage: Eukaryota; Metazoa; Chordata; Actinopteri; Syngnathiformes; Syngnathidae
Source: RefSeq, a predicted model, not a curated record
AUGUUACCAUUUCGGAAAGGUACCAGAACCGAUAAGGCCAACCUGCAUGACCGAAGUCGGUGGUGUCUGGACACACCGAACCCCGGCGUCUACUACAUCCGAGACUUCAUUGAGGAAGCGGACCUGAACUCCGUCAGGAAGACCUACGGGUUCAAAGGCACCGGUCGAAAACAUGAGGUUUUGGGAUUGCCCAAAGGGGACCUGUUGCUACCUGGAGCGUAUGACCACAGCGACCCCACCCAAGAGUUUCUAAAGCGCAAGAUGUCCUACUCUUUUAAAACGUGUCCACGGCCUGACAUUGUCACUCUGGGCGUCCGAGACAAGCACAUCGACACUUCGCCUUGUGAUUAUAACGUGGCAGUGAAAGCGGCGGAGAAGACGCCCUGCAAACAUGUGAUGUUUCGGUCAAGAGUGCAAAGGAUCACCUUUCCUCCAAAAGAAGGUCCUGGUCCUUGUGUCUACGAUCCCCCAAGCAAGCCUGGAAAAGGCAUCACUUCCUGUUUCAAAUCCAAGCUUCCGCGGCUUCACGGCGUGCAUCCAAGAACCCCGGGACCCGGGGCAUAUGAACCCCGCUGGAAGUCAGGUGACCGCCUGAGCAUGGAGCCCACUGUGGAUCCGCACGUCAGCCUUCUCUUCCGUCCCACUCCCUAA